This is a messenger RNA of Entrophospora sp. SA101, 228 nucleotides long. The record is from the annotation of a GenBank genome assembly. Lineage: Eukaryota; Fungi; Glomeromycota; Glomeromycetes; Entrophosporales; Entrophosporaceae.
AUGGGCGGGCAUGCUAGAGCUCUAGAGGCACUUGAGAUAGCCAUCAAAGGUAAAGACUUGGAUAAUUGCAACUUUGCAGAAUUAAUGAAUGAGAUACGUGUGAGACUUGUUGACCGUUAUAGUGAAUGGAAUUUCAUCAUCCCCGAAACAGAAAUCAGAAUUGCAGAACUCUCACAAUUGGGACUGGUUCAGUUUAUGAAUGAUGAGGGAGAAACCGAUCAAGGAUGA